CCGUCGUGAACUAAACACAGAGCAGUGCGACAAGUAAAAGUGUGAAGGCGUUUGCUCGUUUCCAACAGCCAACCUAAACGUUGCUACGGAGCUAUGGGAGCACCAAAAAUAUUCCUAUAAAAUCGUUCUUUCAAAACCAACUUCUCCGAACCAACCGUUCAACCAAUCAGCCAACACUGCUUCCCAGCCACUUUCGUGUGUGAUUGUAGUCUACCGAGCGAGUGUCCAAGCUUAAACGGAAUACACUAACUCCAGCAAUUUCUAACAACUAGGAGGAAUUAUGGAUUUCACGAAGGCUUUGGGGCUGCCACAGCCGGCUGGCUUUCAAUAUCUACGCGAUGGACGCAACAUUAGUCUGGCCGAUAGUGUUCCUGCCGACAUUUACCACAUGGUCGAUCCCUACUGGUACAAAUGGCAACCGAUGGAACAGAUUUGGUUUCAGAUCAUUGGCUUUAUCAUCACCGUUCUGGGUGUGAUGUCGCUAUCGGGCAAUUUCAUUGUCAUGUAUAUAUUCACUUCGACACGUUCGCUACGUACGCCAUCAAAUAUUUUUGUGGUGAAUUUGGCAUUUUCCGAUUUUAUGAUGAUGUUCACCAUGUUUCCACCAGUGGUAUUAAACGGUUUCUACGGUACUUGGAUAAUGGGACCUUUCCUAUGCGAGCUGUACGGUCUGGCCGGUUCGCUUUUCGGUUGUGUGUCCAUUUGGUCAAUGACGUUGAUCGCAUAUGAUCGGUAUUGUGUGAUCGUGAAGGGUUUGUCGCGCAAACCACUCACCACGACAGUGGCUGUUGUACGUUUGAUCUUUGUCUGGUGCAUUUGCGGCAUAUGGGCCAUACUGCCGAUGGUCGGCUGGAAUCGUUAUGUACCUGAGGGUAAUAUGACCGCAUGCGGCACCGACUACUUUGCCAAGGACUGGUUCAAUCGUUCGUACAUUAUUGUUUACUCAUUGUGGGUGUAUGCUACGCCAUUGACAACCAUUAUCUUUUCAUAUUACCACAUCAUGAAGGCUGUCUGGGCGCACGAGAAAGCCAUGCGUGAUCAAGCUAAGAAAAUGAACGUCGCUUCUUUGCGCAACAGCGAAGCGGAUAAAGGCAAAUCCAUUGAAAUUAAAUUGGCCAAAGUGGCGUUGGUGACAAUAUCACUGUGGUUCCUCGCCUGGACCCCAUACACGAUAAUCAAUUAUGCGGGUAUUUUCGGCUCGAUGAAUCUCUCACCGUUGAGUACAAUUUGUGGUUCGGUAUUUGCGAAGGCCAAUUCAGUCUGCAAUCCAAUAGUCUAUGGUCUCAGUCACCCUAAAUAUCGGCAAGUACUGCGCGAGAAGAUCCCCUGUCUCGCCUGCGGCAAAGACGACAUGGCCUCCGAAGUGCGUACGCAAGCAACGGCGGAGAUCAGCGAAUCGGCGGCAUAAAUAUGUGGCCCAGCUACGGAACCGAAAGUACAAUAAUCGUAAAAAUGGCAAUAUGCGACAAACGGAAUAUGACUCUGAUGAUAUUUAUACUGUUUUAGAUGACGCUCUAGGUCUUGUAUAUAAUAAGCUUGGCUAUAUGAGCACCUAGUGUGUGUAAAUAUUUAGCUAAACAUCUUGUAUCAACAAUAAUUAACAAAGCGGAUGAUAAAACGUCGACCUGCAACGAGAAAAAACGAAAACAAAAUAAUACAUAAAAAAAAACAAAAAAAAAAUCGAAAAACGACAA
Zeugodacus cucurbitae (melon fly) is the source of this 1694-nucleotide messenger RNA. It is a transcript of the gene Rh6, whose product is annotated as opsin Rh6. Gene Ontology annotation, biological process: G protein-coupled receptor signaling pathway; visual perception; phototransduction. Lineage: Eukaryota; Metazoa; Arthropoda; Insecta; Diptera; Tephritidae. Gene Ontology annotation, molecular function: G protein-coupled receptor activity. Gene Ontology annotation, cellular component: membrane. The transcript has 3 exons. Bases 281 to 1408 code for a protein of 375 amino acids. The record is from RefSeq and is a predicted model, not a curated record.